GGUUUGUGGAAAAAACUGCAGCGGCUGUUACCGGAGCCACGCAGUGAGGAGCUGAGUGCGAAAAAUCACUGGCUCUGGCGAGAGUUGAGCCACACACACUCGGGUUUUUAGUUAUUCGUGCCGAGGACGACCUUGUCAAAGCCGGGAUUUACUGCUGCCGAGAAGUGGUUGAGUCGACGGGGGGAUUUUCGGCGCCCGAAAGGAAAAUUGGUUGGGGCCUUUGACUACCCUGUGGCUUUGUCUGAACGAGAGAGUUCUGGUGCUCUCAGAACGACAAUCUUGAAGACAACAGGGAGUCGCAUAGCCUGACAGGUUCCAGACGUAGGUGCUUUCUGCUUCACAAACUGGGACUUCAUGGCUGCCAGUGCUGCUGCUUGAUUCAUUGCACUGUCCAGUGACCCCCACAACUGAGUCUUGAAUAGUGAUCAUCAUUGGUGUACUACAAUCAGUACCUGUGAGCCAUAGCUUCAUGGAGGGGUUUCCUGUCCACUGACCCAGCAGGCUGCCUUACUGGAUCAGCAGCCAUGUCUGCCUGCAGCACCUUCACCGAGCACGUGUGGAAACCAGGCGAGUGCAAGAACUGCUUUAAACCUAAGAGUCUGCACUGUCUGGCUCAAAGUGGUGGAAGGACGCCUCCUUCUGAGCAGAGGCCUCCAACAACUCAGCCACAGAAUCCGCCCCCUACUGGGGCGAGAGCCAACCCUACCCUUACCAACAACUCUCAGAGGGUUGGCAGCGGGUCUGCUCGCUCAGGACAUUUCCGUCCACCGGUGGCUAAGAAGCCAACCAUUGCUGUCAAACCCACUAUGAUGCUGCCCUGCUCCUCUGUGGGACUGGAUUCAGAUGGCAACCUGCAGCGACCACCCAAUGUGAUAGAACAGGGCAAAACAUCAGCCUUUACGAUCUGGAAUCGCAAUGGGCUGAACCAAAAGAGACCUGGUGGGCCCAGCAACAAUAACGAAGGUGAGGAUGCGAGUGAAGAGAUUGAAGGUUAUGAGCAACUUAGCCCAAGGACCCCUAGUGGAAACAAUAACAACAGUGGACUGACAGAUGUCCUAAAGGAGAUUGCUGGGUUAGGCCCUGGUCUUAGCCCCACGCCCCUUUCUGGUUCCAAGGACUUAUUUUGGGGACGAAUCAGUAGCUCAUAUCGGCGGUCGUUGGAAAGAGGUCUUCCAGCCUCAAGCUGUCUGGCCAUGGGAGGCAGCAGUAGUGGUGGUGGCAAUGCUCAGAAACAGGUAUUCCUUAACGAUAGCAGUGAGAUCAUCAGCACAGAGGGAGGUCGCUUUUGCUAUCCAGAGUUUUCCAGUGAAGGUGAAGAUGAUGAGGAGGAUGAGGAGGAAGAGACUGAAAGAGAUGAUGAUGAACAUGAGAGCUGGGAUGAAAGUGAUGAAGAGUUACUAGCCAUGGAGAUACGUAUGCGAGGCCAACCACGAUUUGCAAAUUUUCGUGCUGCUACAUUAUCUCCUGUGCCCUUUGCUGCAGGGAAAAAAUGGAAUACCGUGCCACUUCGCAACCGCUCACUACAGCGGAUUUGUGCUGUGGACUACGAUGAUAGCUAUGAUGAGAUCUUGAAUGGAUACCCUUCCCCUUCCAUGGAUUCCAAUGGAGCUCUGCUUCCAUAUGGGUCCCAUGACAUGCAAGGUAGUGGUUUCCUAUCAAAUUCAGAAUCUGUCACCUCUCCAGAAUCAUCAUCUUCGCUACCAGAGGAUUCUCGAACAACAUCCAGCAGUGGGAGCAGUGCUCCCUCUGGUCUUCGAAAUGGUUUACAAUCACCCACAUCUCCUAAGGCACCUGUCAUCUGCACUUCCCCUAAAAAAGAGCCUAUCCAGAGAGCACUGAGUCCACUUAAGGUGACUGAAACACACAAGGCUGUACUGGCCAUUAGAUUAGAAGAUCAGGAUGGCCGAGAAGGGAUGCCAAUGCCCCAGGCCCUUCCAGGUCAACCAGUCACUAUCAGUUUUAGUCCCACAGAGGAGCAAGCUAAACCGUACCGUGUGGUGAAUUUAGAAAAAUCUCUGAUCUGUAAGCCUUACACUGUAGUGGAUGUGUCAGCAUCCAUGGCCAACAAAGAAGAACAAAGUCCAGACUCUACUCCAAAACCAAAAAACCUGUCAAUGCCUUCAAGCCCUACAUCAUUCUGUAGCACUCCUUUAGGUCAGCCCCUGUCUCCAACCUCUCCUGUGUCUUCAUCUUCUCCUGUGAUGCUAACAUCGCCCACAUCUGUAGCCGUGUCAGGGGCCUCCCGAAAGAAAUCAGGAAGCAUACGAUACCAAGAAGUGUGGACAUCAAGCACAAGCCCUCGCCAAAAGAUACCUAAAGUGGAUCUAGGAGUGGGAAGUAAUCCAGGCCCCUCCAUUCCUACUCAACACUGCAGCCACAAGUCAGCUCCCACUUCUCCCAUUGCUGGGCUGUCUUCCUCCCGAACUGUACCUGUGAAAUCCCCAAAUUUAUCAGAGAUCAAGUUUAAUAGUUUCAAUAAUGCAGGCAUGCCUCCUUUUCCCAUAAUUAUUCGAGAUGAGCCAACCUAUGCCCGCAGCUCCAAGAAUGCUGUAAAGGUACCUAUUGUUAUCAAUCCAAGUGCAUAUGACAACCUAGCUGUGUACAAAAGCUUCUUGGGACUCAGUGGGGAACUGCAACAGCCAAAAGGGGUAGGUAGUAGAGUUGCCAGCCAUACUUAUGAAGAGAUUGGAUCCUCUGAGAGUGUCCAGUCCUCCUCAACAGAUAAAACUAUCUCUGGUAGAGGCACAUCAGAGAGAGCUUCUUUUGAAGAGACAAAAGCUCCAGCUGAAGCAGUUUCAAAAGCACCACAUUUACAAUCUAGAACCACUAUAGACUCUUGCACUGUGACAAGCACUGUGAUGAGCUCCACAGUUGGGGCCCUCUCUCCCACUACAACAAAUCCCCCUGCCAUUCUUGCCAUUACUGCAAACCUACCUAAAACUAGCCCUACUGCCAAUGCUGUUACUCACACCUGCAAGACAAGUGGAGAAGCUACAUGUAGUAAAGAUGUUAAUACAGACUUAGCUUCUUCUGCUGGGACAGCUGUAAGCCAUAAGGAGGAAGCCAGUGCUGUGCUUUUACAGAUUGUGGCCUCCAUUCAUCCUCCCCAGUCUCCUCCAGAGUCUCCUUCAGCAAAAUCCAAAACCUUUAAUUCUGAGGAGCUGUAUGCACUCCCACCUGAUGCUAUGGAGGAGACUCUCACCCGACCCAAGUCUCUCUUUUCCACAACUGAUGGCUGUCUUUCCAAGCCCAAGAAGGACACACCCUCAAAAGUUUUGUCUAAAUCUCAGAGUGCUUCUGCUGCUGUCCCACUCUCCAGUCCCCGAUCAGAACCCAAUGCCCCCUUCCCCCCUCCUAGAUCUACGUCUUCCCCUUAUCACGCUUCUAACAUCCUCCAGAGGCACUUUGGCAACUGGGCCAGGAGUUCUGCCUCCAGUUCUCCUGUACGACCCAGUGAAGGUGAAGCAAGUCCAGGUGGAGAGGGGAGACGUGUUUCAGCAGAUAGCUCCAAACCCAAACGCUGGAUCUCCUUUAAGAGCUUUUUUCGUCGGCGGAAAGAUGAGGAUGAGCAGAGAGAGAGAGUCGAGAGAGAGAAGGAGAAAGGCAAGCUGGUUGGGCUUGAUGGAACAGUCAUUCACAUGCUUCCACCACCACCAAUCCAACAACAUCACUGGUUCACCGAAGCCAAGCCAGAGGAUCCCACCCAGAAGCCAACCAUCAUCUUCACCUACAAACCAGAAAGUGGCAGUAACACUGCUGAUGGAGAAAGUGAACUGCACAUAGAAGAGUCCAAGGAAAAAGCACUCCUGACACCUGAGAGCAAGGAACCCAGACCUUUGAGUCCAGGGCGAAUACCAACUUCACAAACCACUGGAUGUGAUCUCAUCAACAAAGACUUCAGCCAGGUACCAGUCAGUGCCAGCAAUACCAGGGAUCGGGAGCUGACUGGUGCCGCCUCCCUGCCUGCCAAAGUGAAUCUGGGGCUGGUGCAUGGGGAGGGCGAGGAGGGCCAUGCCAACCAGGUUUCCACACCAGCUUCAGCCAGCGAGGGCAGCGCCAGCCUUGGAGAUCCAGAGGAGGACGGAAAUCACUCCCAUCACUCCCACUCGACCGCCUCCAGCCAGUGCAGUGCCACAUACAGCAACCUUGGUCAAUCCAGAGCCAACAUGAUCCCACUGAAACAGCCACGGAACAUCAAAGCAUCUAACGACACCUUGGCCUCCAUCGACCUGGACGGACUUUCCGACCUGCCAGCCCCAAAGGCCACACCACCGCCGCUACCUAAGAAGGUUGUUCCUCGCUCAAACACUGAACCCAGUCUUGGAGGCAAAGAUCCAGCCCAGGGAGCCCUAAGACCUCGGGCUGAGGCCAAACCUGGAGGUACCAACUUGAGUGUGGCCAACCCUCUAUAUGAUCUGGACUCCACCUGGGAGACGGCCAGUCAGAGCUCUUCUCUCAGCUCAGAGCCUCAUCGAGCUCACGACCACGAGAGCGGUGACUCCCUGGAGAGACCAGCUGCCAUGACUGCCAGCAAGGGCCGCCCAGCCAUCAGUGUAUCCUCCCUAGUUGCUCAGUCCUCAUCAGCUGCCCCCAGUGUGACCACUGGCAGAGAGAGGAGGGUCUACCCCAGUACAGAGUCUUUGGCAGGAAGGGUUCGGACAACGGGUCGAGGAGCUGCUGCGGGAGGUGGAGGCUCCAAACCCCAGAGACCUGCUCUUUACAGGGGGUUAGACAGCUGGGACGAAGUGGUGGGAAGGAUCCGGGGGCUCCACACGGACACACUGCGGAAGCUGGCAGCAAAGUGUGAGGACCGUUUUAUGGCUGGUCAGAAGGAUCACUUGAGAUUUGGCACUGACAGCUGGUCCCACUUCAGGCUGACCACCGGGAAACCCUGCUGUGAGGCGGGGGACGCUGUGUACUACACCGCCUCGUAUGCCAAGGACCCAUUGGUGAAUUAUGCCAUUAAGAUCUGUCGGAGCAAAGUGAAGGAGACCCAGCAGCAGUUUUUCCACAGCCUAGCAGUGAGACAGAGCCUGGCCGUGAACUUCAACAUCCAGCAAGACUGUGGACACUUCCUGGCUGAUGUCCCCACCCGCCUGCUGCCCUGGGAAGAGGGAGCAGAUGAGGAGGAGGAAGAGGGCGAAGAGGAAGAUGGAAAUGGGCUGAAGGAGAAAGGGAUUAAGACCGAAACCAAGACGACGGAUUCCAAAGCUUCAAAUGGUAAAUUAGAUGAAACCCCCGCAGCAGGCCACAUGAAUACCGCUGGCCGCUUAAAGAGUCGAGUGGUGGUCAUCACACGCGAGGUGCCGUUCCAGACGGUGGCUGACUUUGUCCGAGAAGGCGUGGCACGACACACUCAUAACCCGGAGCUGUACGAGCGCCAGGUGUGUCUCCUGCUGCUGCAGCUGUGCUCCGGCCUGGAGCACAUGAAACCUUACCACGUGACCCACUGUGACCUGCGAAUGGAAAACCUGCUGCUGGUCCACUGCCAACCUGGCAACCCCUGGAAUUUGGAUGUUCUUGAGCCCAAUAAUAACAGCAGUAGCAGUAGCAGCAGCAGUUCUGGUGCAACCUCUGCCAGUGCUGCUGCUGCUGCCGCCGCCAACGCCACCUGCCCCGCCCGCCUCAUCAUCAGUAACUUCUCCCAAGCAAAACAGAAGAGCACUCUCAUGGUCACCGACCCUGGUACGCUGCGUGACCAGUCCCGCCUGGCACCCGAAAUUGUCACAGCGACUCAGUACCGCAAGUGUGACGAGUUCCAGACUGGGAUUCUCAUCUAUGAGAUGCUGCAUCGGCCCAACCCGUUCGAGGAGACGCCGGAGCUGAAGGAGCGGGAGUACACCUGGGCGGACCUGCCGCCACUGCCUAUCAGAUCCCUCUAUUCACACGGUCUGCAGCAGCUGGCCAGGUUACUGCUCACCGUCAACCCGUCUGAAAGGAUCCGCAUGUCCGAGGCCCGGGCCUGCCUGCAGUGUUUGCUAUGGGGCCCUCGUGAGGACUUGUUCCAAGCACUGGGCUGCAGCAGCACAGGCCCCAUCUCAGGGGCCACUGCCAGCCAGCGCGAGGCCACCCUGCAGAACUGGCUGGACCUGAAACGGACACUGAUGAUGAUCAAGUUCGCGGAGCGCUCGCUGGACACGGCUUGUGGCGUGAGCCUGGAGGACUGGCUGUGCUGCCAGUAUCUCGCGUUUGCCACCACAGACAGCCUGAGCCGAGUGGUGCACAUCCUGCAGCAGCCGCAGCCGCAUCCACAUCCACAGCCCCAGAACCAGAACCAGAGCCAGAGCCAGAGCCAGAGCCAGAGCCAGAGCCAGAGCCAGAGCCAGAGCCAGCCGACCCACGCAGCUCAGAACCAAACUCAAACGCAUCAAGCACACACCCUCCACCUAACUCAGUCGCAGCCACUCUGAGUUCCUCUACCCAGCUGUUACUAUGGCAACAGAUCCAACAUCCCCUGUGUGGUCCCUUUGCCGAUGCUAAUGUGUGACGUAAGCUAAUAGUCAGCUUUGUUGUUGCAGCAGCCUAGUGCUCACCUAAAGCGAAACAGCUGGUUGUGCAACGUCUGUGUUUUCUGUCUGGACAAAUCAAUCCACAGAGUGAGAGGCUGUGUUCCCAUCAAACAGGCAAGGCUUCAUGAUCAGCAAGAUGGUUAAGAGUCCAGCAAAUGAAGUGGCUGUCUCACAUUGUUCUCAAAUCCAGUCCAGAUUUACCAGGAUGUGUGAGGGAAUUUUAGAGUUUUAGGGGUUUUUUUCAACCGAAGCUCUGCAAUGCUACAGAAUCGGAAUAACUAGUGUAUUAGAUAUAGUUUGCAUGGCCGAUGUCUCCAAGAUUGGUUUGAAGUGUUGUCAAAAGGAAUAAAUUUGCAAUUUUAUGGUAUUACACAUUAAUAUUCAACUGGAAAGUUUCAUCAGACAUCUAAAGAUAUACCAAAGUUUGAAUCUCUCAAAGUACUCCGUUUCUGCAAAGAAAACUCGAGAAAGACAGAUUGAGAUUUGAAAUCAACGAAGGCCAAAAGGACAAGCUGAAGGGAAUGAACAGUCAAACAAUCUUCCAAACCAACUGGAUGGGUUUUGUUUUUUAAUCUAGACUGAUCCAAAAGUGAAAUAUGUUUUACCACUGAAGCCAAAGAUCAAGUUUUUACCAGAGAUGUUUGAUCGCAAAGUGUAGUCAGACAUGAUGACAGUAGCCAGAUUUAUUAUUGGUUAGUCCCGUCCCGUCCUAUCCUGAUGUUUUUGUACACCUGAGACCCACUUCAAAUCCGUGUCAGAUGUCAAAGCCAGUCAGAAGUGGACGCUAACAAAAGUAAAAUGCUUUUGUAUCGUACCACGCUUAACGCUUAUGCACAGAUCUUUGAGGGAUGCAAUGAACGCUUGCAGUUUUCGGAGCAGAGUUUACAGUUUUUAAAUGCUUUGACGUUAAACUGGGACACGUUGACCCUGACCGGUUUGGAUUUUUGUCGGAGUUAUGUGCAAUUAGUACCUUUGUCUGUUACUUCCUGGACGUAACAGUUUCUGAACAUUUCUACGACAUUGUGCAGUCUUUUAUUAAUCCUCUCUUCCAUUAGUUUUGUGGCACAUAAACUGAUGCAUUUCAGUUAAAUCCUGCAGUUUAAGAAGCAAAGUUAAGUUCCGUGUGAAGAGCAUCUUCACAGAGGAUGGGAGACAGGGAUGUUUCAGGGACUGCAAAAAGUUCUUCUUUGUCUACUGUGUUGUUUUUGUCAAGUUGUUUUCGAACGGUUCUGCGUUACGGAUGACAUUUGCACAUUCAGUGUGAACGUUGGGGCUCCUCGACGGAGGCUGAGGACGCGAUGAUGCAGGACAGACUGAGAGAAGUUCCUGUGGAUUUGAGGAACUGGAUUUGAGUUGUUUUUGCAGCGUGUGGAAUGUAAUAGUUUGCCUGGGGCUGAAAUGGACGUUUGGACCUGGUCUCAUCUGCUUCAGAAACACACUCAUCUUCCAACUGAACCACUUUGUUUCACACACAAACUCGUCGUGUAAAAAACCGACAACCACAGCCUUGAAGAGAAACUCAACCACUGAGACUUGCUUCCAUUCCUCGCGCCUCGUUUCUCGUCCGCUUUGUUGUUAUCCAGCUGAUGGGACAGUUGAUCCUGCGUUGAUGCUCGCUGCUUUUCACUCAACGGAUUUCUUCUGCUUUAAUGAAAUGAGCUCUGUCUUAUUGAUCAGCAUCUACCAGCCUGGAGUCGAGUGGAAGCAACACAUGUACACAAGCCUCAGCUUCUCCAUAAAAAAACCAUGAGAAACUGUUAAUAUUGAGUUUUAUGCACAUGGGUUUAUUUGUGGUUGUGAUGAUCCAACACCCCUGAUAAAAACAUCUUAAACUCAGAACCAAGCAGUACUCGUUGUACUUUUGUACAGAAUGUUCCCUUGAUAUGAAUCCUGGUGGACGAUGUUUUCAGACUGACACUGCAAAAAGGCUUUUCAAAAGUUUACUUUACUUCUGCUCUGGUUAAGUUUGUGUUUGGGUGGCGGUGGGGUGGGGUGGGGGUGUGCUAUUGGGAUCAGGAUCCUGUGAUGGUUUUUACUGCAGAUGUACAAUACAAGACUUAAUGGUCCAUGGAGAGCGAGUGAGACAAAGCAGGUGUGAGUUUAUCGCUGCGUUUAAAGGGUUUGUGUACUAAAGGAAUGUGUGUGGACAGCACUGGUGGCUGUCCUUGUGUCCAGAGAUUUAAGCCUUUAUAUAGUAUAUAUAGUAUAAAUAUAUAUAUAUAUAUAUAUAUAUAUAUAUAACCUUUAUCUAUUUUAAUCCACACACUAUUUUGUCGAGUACAGAGCACCUCUAUUUCUGUCUUUAGAGAGUCUAAACAUCAUUUCUUCAUUUUUAAAGCUUUACUUGACUUUCUUCAGACUUGCUUGUUUUUUAGGGGUUCGGGUGAGUAGCUGUCACUAUCAGCCUCCUGAACAAAGGAUGAAAACAUCUUUUAAUCUUCAAGCUACAUGAUGAGGAGCAUCAAUGUACAGCGUUUUAGCCCUCUGGUAAAGUUAAGUUGAUAAACCACUUUGAAAAUGGACGUUUUUAACCCAUCGUUCAUCAGCCACGCCGCCCACAGCGUGUUUUCUUUAUUCUCUCUCUUUGCUCCCUUUGCUCUUUCUCAUUGUUAAUUGCCACUGAAUGGAGGAAAAAAACUAAACAGAAGCUCUCUAAGGCUUUCUGUUCAUAUGUGUACAGUUUGUCUCCUGGCGUGCCGCCGUUUAUUGUUGAUCAAGUUAACCAACAGUAACAGAACAAUAAAUAUAUGUUUUUAUAUAUA
This is a messenger RNA of Scatophagus argus, 9271 nucleotides long. It is a transcript of the gene peak1, whose product is annotated as pseudopodium-enriched atypical kinase 1. Gene Ontology annotation, molecular function: ATP binding; protein kinase activity. The coding region runs from base 525 to 6410 and encodes 1961 amino acids. The transcript has 7 exons. The record is from RefSeq and is a predicted model, not a curated record. Lineage: Eukaryota; Metazoa; Chordata; Actinopteri; Scatophagidae. Gene Ontology annotation, biological process: protein phosphorylation.